Capsicum annuum is the source of this 799-nucleotide messenger RNA. RefSeq names its product 60S ribosomal protein L37-3. Gene Ontology annotation, cellular component: cytosolic large ribosomal subunit; ribosome. Gene Ontology annotation, biological process: translation. Lineage: Eukaryota; Viridiplantae; Streptophyta; Magnoliopsida; Solanales; Solanaceae. The transcript has 4 exons. Gene Ontology annotation, molecular function: structural constituent of ribosome; RNA binding. The record is from RefSeq and is a predicted model, not a curated record. Bases 319 to 603 code for a protein of 94 amino acids.
ACUCAUAAAUACAUAUGCACAACUAAAAAAUACAUAUUCUUCUAUUAUUAUGAAGUAGGUAAAAUAUUGCUACUUUUGCUAUAAGUUGUAAUUUUAAAGAAGUGUUGCUAUUUAUUGUAAUUAUAAUCUUAAGGAUGCUAGUUUCGGUAAUUUUUCUUUUUUCCCUAUUAGUUUAGCCCAAUUACUUCUGGCCCAAUUCAAGCCCAUUAUAACAGCAGGCACAACCCUAAAAGCCUUUUACCUCCUCUACCAAACUAUAAGCACUCGCUUAGAUCGCCGCAGUUCUCUGUCACCUAGGGUUUCUGCAACUGCAGCUUAAUGGGUAAGGGAACAGGAAGUUUUGGUAAGAGGAGGAACAAGACCCACACACUAUGUGUGAGGUGUGGAAGACGGAGUUUCCAUCUCCAGAAGAGUCGUUGCUCUGCUUGUGCUUACCCUGCUGCUCGUAAAAGGACAUACAACUGGAGUGUGAAGGCAAUCCGCAGAAAGACAACUGGAACUGGACGGAUGAGGUAUCUUCGUAAUGUUCCUCGCAGGUUCAAAACCAAUUUCAGAGAAGGUACUGAAGCAGCUCCAAGGAAGAAGGCAGCUGCUUCUGCUUGAGGUCUUUGAGACAGUUAUUUGAGAGCUGAGAGGCUAUUAGUUGUAGCUUCAUUUUGAUAUUUCAAUUGUUAGUGAAAUUUUGGGGAACCUUCUAUCUUGUGUUUAUUGCCCGUUGAAAGAUUAAUGUGCUUAAAAUUCUCGAAGUAUGUAUUCCAACUUGGCAUUUUUAUAAAAAAGGAUCUUGAGACUUCCAUCA